AAUAGUUAAACACAAACCCCUUCUUGUCAGUGCUCCAACAUGAUCUGGUUUGUGGCUUUUCUGUCCUGCAUUGGGCUGACUUGCGCUGAAGUGCCCUUCAACUAUAAUGUGCACAAUCAGAGAGUUAUAGGAGGCCAUGACGCUACACCCAAUACAUGGAAAUGGCAGGCGUCUCUGCAGUAUGACUCAUACAAUGAUGGUUCAUUCUACCACAUCUGUGGAGGCUCUAUUGUUGAUAGUUUCCACAUCAUGACAGCAGCUCACUGUAUCCUCAGCAUGGAUGCUAGUCUGUACCGGGUGGUGGUGGGUGAGUAUAACCUGUAUGAGUAUGACGGCAGUGAGCAGUUCGUCCGUGUGGAGACAAUUGUUGUCCACCCUGGCUGGACUGGUGACCUUGGCAACGGAAAUGAUAUUGCUCUUUUGAAAUUGGCCAAUCCCGUGUAUGACAACGGUUACGUGGCAAUAGCUAACCUCCCCUACCCGGAACAGAUGCUUCCUCAUGGCUUCACCUGUUACAUCACCGGUUGGGGAUUAAUGGAUUACUCAGGGGGCGUUCCUGCCGUCCUGCAGGUGGCUCCCAUCGCUGUGGUGGAGCAUUCGGUCUGCUCCCAGCCUAACUGGUGGGGCAGCCUCGCUCUGAGACGCAUGGUGUGUGCUGGGGGGGAUGGAGUCACAUCCGGCUGCCAGGGUGACUCUGGAGGUCCUUUGAGCUGCUUUAUUGAUGGAGCUUGGAGAGUCCACGGUGUGGUCAGUUACGGUCCAGCCGGCAUGUGCAACCAAGAGUCCAAACCCACUGUCUUCACCAGGGUGUCUUACUUCCAAGACUGGAUGUACUCAGUCAUCCAGAGUCUAUAGAUGCUUUUUUUUCUCCUUCAACUGGAAUGUGAAAUAAACUCAAUCCGUCAUA
Messenger RNA from Mugil cephalus (flathead mullet), 907 nucleotides. Its product is annotated as elastase-1-like. NCBI's taxonomy places the organism in Eukaryota, Metazoa, Chordata, Actinopteri, Mugiliformes, Mugilidae. The transcript is spliced from 8 exons. The record is from RefSeq and is a predicted model, not a curated record. Bases 40 to 855 code for a protein of 271 amino acids. Gene Ontology annotation, molecular function: serine-type endopeptidase activity. Gene Ontology annotation, biological process: proteolysis.